Messenger RNA from Vitis riparia (riverbank grape), 3556 nucleotides. RefSeq lists its product as uncharacterized. Lineage: Eukaryota; Viridiplantae; Streptophyta; Magnoliopsida; Vitales; Vitaceae. The record is from RefSeq and is a predicted model, not a curated record. Gene Ontology annotation, molecular function: syntaxin binding; GTPase activator activity; myosin II binding. The transcript is spliced from 24 exons. Gene Ontology annotation, cellular component: plasma membrane; cytoplasm. Bases 183 to 3344 code for a protein of 1053 amino acids. Gene Ontology annotation, biological process: regulation of exocytosis.
UUGUCUGUGCUUCCAACAUCAAACUGCGAUGAACCGUUCUCUUCACUCACUACAGGCUCCCUUCUAGCGGUUUUCACAAAGCAGAAGCCAAGGUCUCCUUCUCCACGUCUUCUUCUCCAUCGUUUCGCACCUUUGAUUCAAGCGAAUCCUCUCUGACCACAGAUUCGAAGACGCUUCAGGCUAUGUUCGUCAAGAAGCUUGUUGAGAAGGCUUCCAAGAAGCCUGGAGGAAGUUUGGAUGGUUUGAAAUCUCAAGAUGUAGACCCACGCCUGGUUUUCCAUUAUGGAAUUCCAGGGGGUUCUAUCUUGUUUGCUUAUGAUUCGAUUCAGAAGAUACUUGCAAUUGCUACGAGAGAUGGUCGAAUUAAAUUAUUUGGCAAAGACAACACUCAAGCUCUACUUGAAUCCAAUGAGACAGUUCCAAGCAAGUUUUUACAGUUUAUUGAGAACCAAGGCAUUCUUCUAAAUGUAACUGCUGAGAAUCACAUUGAGGUCUGGGACAUAGACAAGAAGCUGUUGUCUCAUGUGCAUGUUUUUAAAGAAGAAAUUACCUCUUUUAUGGUCAUGCAACGAAGUUUCUUCAUGUAUCUUGGAGACUCUUCUGGUAAUAUUUCUGUUUUGAAGCUUGAACAAGAACCAUGUCAUAUGGUGCAAAUGAAAUACACUAUACCUUCAACAGCCUCUCAUGGGAAUCCAACUGAAGUUGCAGGUGGCACUGCUGUAAUGCAUAUUCUGCCCCAACCAACUGCUGAAAGUAAAAGGGUUCUUAUAAUAUUUAGAGAUGGUCUGAUCGUGUUAUGGGAUAUCCGAGAAAGCAAGGUUAUUUUCAAGACUGGUGUAAAUAUGUUGCAACCAUUAAGUCAUGACACAAAAACAGUAACUUCUGCAUGCUGGGCGUGUCCUUUUGGAGGUAAAGUUGUGGUUGGGUACAGCAAUGGAGAUGUUUUCAUUUGGAAUGUUCUUCAUAUUCCAGAUCCAAGUAAUGGAGCAGCAGCAGAUAAAGAUUUAUAUUCUUCUCAAAGUGCUCCUAUUUACAAACUCAAUCUUGGAUAUAAGUUGGAAAAAAUUCCUAUAGCAUCAUUAAAAUGGGCCUAUGCAGAUGGGAAGGCAACUCGACUAUAUGUUAUGGGUGGCUCUGACAUUCAAUCCACAAACUUAUUGCAGGUGAUCUUAUUGAAUGAGCAGACUGAAUCACGCACAAUUAAAUUGGGGAUUCAUCUGCCUGAGCCUUGUGUUGACAUGGUGAUCGUUUCAAGCUCCAGUGAGCAAAGCAAGCAUAAACAAGAUUCUUUCCUUCUUCUGGGAAAAUCUGGUUGCAUGUAUGCCUACGAUGAUUAUGUGAUAGAUAGGUAUCUCUUACAAUGCCAAUCAAGGUCCUCACCCUCCCUCCCAAAGGAGAUAAUGGUAAAGCUGCCUUUUUCUGAUUCAAGCAUCACUAUAGCAAAAUUCAUCACAGAGAAUCCAAAUUUCUUAAAUUCUUCUGAUGAGGAUUAUGUUUCGCUGGCAAAAAGCAUUCCACCAUUUCUUCCAUCUGAAGCAAAACCAAAAGAUGAAACACGGUUGAACUCUACCAACUUUGGUGGAUUUGCAAAGAUUAAAAACUUGUACAUUACAGGACACAGUAAUGGAGCCAUAUAUUUUUGGGAUUUAUCGUGUCCAUUUUUGCUCCCAAUCUUUUCAUUAAAACAACAGAGCGAGGAUGACUUAUCUUUAAGUGGUACAGCAUUAACUGCAUUGUAUUUUGACGGCCAUUCUCGCUAUCUUAUUUCUGGUGACCAAAAUGGAAUGGUUCGCAUCUUCAAAUUCAAAACUGAGGCGUAUGCCACAGCCACCAGUUUUAUGCCUCUGCAAGGAAGUACAAAGAAAGGAAGCAACCAUAUCAUCCAGAGUGUCAAACUUAUAAAGGUCAAUGGUUCUGUGCUUUCUAUAGACAUAAGCCGUGGCUCAAGACAUCUUGCAAUUGGAUCUGAUCAAGGAUAUGUUUCACUAAUUGAUAUGGAAAGUCCCUCUCUAUUGUAUCAAAAACUUAUCGAAAGUGAAUUGAGCACUGGUGUCAUCUCCGUGCGGCUUGAAACCUGCAUUCUGCAUGGUUUUGAGAAGAAUAUUUUAGCGGUAGCAACAAAGGAUUCAUCAAUUUUGGCUCUUGAUAGUGACACUGGAAACACACUUAGUACCAGCAUGAUCCAUCCCAAGAAACCCUCUAAAGCUCUAUUCAUGCAGAUUUUGGAUGGGCAUGAUGCAUUUGGUAAAAGAUCAUAUACAUCAGAGAAUUUGGACUUGAACAAAGGGAACUAUAUUGAGGAUUCAAAGCAGUUGUCACUAUUGCUAUGUUCUGAGAAAGCUGCAUAUGUCUAUUCCUUAACACAUGUAAUUCAGGGAAUUAAGAAGGUACACUACAAGAAGAAGUUCAAUUCCUCUUGUUGCUGCUGGGCAUCAACAUUCUACACUCCCUCUGAUGCUGGGCUUGUACUCAUUUUUACUAAUGGAAAAAUUGAAAUAAGGUCCCUUCCAGAGUUAUCCCUGUUAAAGGAAACUUCAAUAAAAGGUCUUGCAUUUUCAACUUCCAAAUCAAACUCAUUGUCAAACAGUUCAGUAUGCUCUUCAAGGGAUGGAGAAAUUAUUGUGGUGAAUGGUGACCAGGAAAUGUUUGCUCUCUCAAGUUUGCUUCAAAAUGAAAUUUAUAGGCUUUUGGACUCAGCUCGCCAAGUCUACAGGAAAGAUCUGGUGGUUUCACAAGAAGGGCUUAUUUCUGGACCUCUUGUCCAUAAGGAAAAGAAAAAGGGCAUAUUUAGCUCUGUUAUUAAAGGCGGCAAAACAAAGCAUGUGCCUGAUAUGGAAGCAGAAGAUGCGAAAGAAAGUAUUGAAGAACUUUCAUCAAUCUUUUCAGUUGCCAACUUCCCAUCAUAUGCUGGGAAAGGAGACAAUCUAGACUUGGAUGAAGAGGAGGUUGAAUUAGAUAUAGAUGAUAUUGACCUUGAAGAUCCUGGCGAAAAGCCCAAGGGACAGAAUAUGAUGGCAGCCCUAAAUAAGCAGAAGCUCACAAGCAAAUUUCAGGCUCUUAAAGGUAAAUUAAAACAUGUGAAGUUAAAAAAUGAAAAAAGUUCCACGAAGGAAGAGCAACAAGAUGAGAAGGCUGGUGCAGUUGAUCAGAUCAAGAAGAAAUAUGGGUUUCCUGUAUCUGGGGAAUCAAGUGUCAUUAAAAUGGCAGAAAGCAAGCUGAACGAGAAUUUGAAGAAGUUGCAGGGUAUCAGCAUAAAAACGACAGAGAUGCAGGACACGGCUAAAUCAUUUUCAUUCAUGGCGAAGCAGGUCCUGCGAGCCGAACAAGAUAAGCAAAGCUCAUAAUCCUCCAUUGCCUUCAUACACAUGAAUUGGUUGUUUAUUACGUUGUGUGUGUGUGUUUUCAUUUUUUCAUUUAAUUUAUUUUGCAUGUAUAUUCGUUAUGUAUGUAAGUGGCAUAAAAUGUGUGGCAGCAUAAGCAGGUAGAUUUUGUAAAGGAUUGCUUUUUGUUGUGAAUGGGGAUCAUAUUCUUAAUGGAAUAAGUUCUUUUCUGUAUC